This is a messenger RNA of Gaeumannomyces tritici R3-111a-1, 1733 nucleotides long. Its product is annotated as aquaporin. The transcript is spliced from 4 exons. Gene Ontology annotation, molecular function: water channel activity. Gene Ontology annotation, biological process: transmembrane transport. Lineage: Eukaryota; Fungi; Ascomycota; Sordariomycetes; Magnaporthales; Magnaporthaceae. The record is from RefSeq and is a predicted model, not a curated record. The coding region runs from base 1 to 1617 and encodes 538 amino acids. Gene Ontology annotation, cellular component: plasma membrane.
AUGGCGGCUAUCCCAGAGCCCAUGGCCACCGACGGCGAGCCAAUCCCUCAUGUCCAGACAGUCCCUUCAGCAUCCCGAGUGCCCCAGCUCCAGCCAGCACCCUCCUACCGGGCAGCAGCAGCAGAAGUAGCAUCGCCACCACAGCCCACCGAGUCCGUGUCGGACGGCGGCGGCGGCGGCGCGGCCGAAACAGCGACCGCGGGUCACCAGCGCAAGACCUCGAACGCCUCCAAGCGGUCUCGGGGGCGCGCCCGCUCGCGCGCCCGCGCCGGCACCGGCGACUCGACCGUCGGCGGCGGCAGCCCGCCGUUAGGGCGGGGGUCGGGCCGCAACGGCGAAGACUUGUACUCGGACGACGGCGAGGGUGACGACAACAACGCCCAGGCCCCGCGCCACCCGGGCCGCCCAGCCGCCCGCUCCACGCGCCCGCCGCGCGCCUACCUCAACCACCCGGCCUACGCCGGCGUCGAGUCGCCCGCCAAGAUGGUCGUUGAGGAGACCAAGGGCGCCGCGGGAGCGCGCGAGCACUACUACUACACCUACGACGACGGGCCCGGGCCCGAGACGGGCAGGACAACGGCCAGGCCGGGGCCGGGGGCCGGCCGCUACCCACAGCAGCAGCAGCAGCAGCAGCAGCAGUACGACGAGGAGUACGGCUACGGGCCGGCCAUGAUGACGCCGGGCUACGGGCGCGGCGGCGGCGGAACCGCGCUCGGCGGGCGGUUCAGCGCCGACUACCCGCCGCGCAUCAACUGGAACCAGCUCUCGCGCGAGGAGCGGGCCGAGGUGCUGCGGAUCCCGUGGACGCAGUGGAUGAACAGCGACAUCAAGAACCACUUCGUCGCCACCAUGGGCGAGCUCAUCGGCACCACCAUGUUCCUGCUCUUCGCCUUUGCCGGCACCGGGGUCGCCAACACGGGCUCCAGCCCGGACGGGCCCUUCAACGUGGGCGCGCAAAUGUACAUCAGCCUCGCCUUUGGCUUCUCGCUCAUGGUCAACGUCUGGAUCUUCUUCCGCAUCAGCGGCGCCCAGUUCAACCCGGCCGUGACGCUGGCCAUGCUGCUCGUGCGCGCCAUCGGCGCCGUCCGCGCCGCCUGCCUCUUUGCCGGCCAGAUCGCCGGCAGCCUGCUGGCCAGCGUCAUUGUGCGGUACCUGUUCCCGCAGCCCUUCGCCGUCCGCACGGCCCUGUCAAAGACGACGUCGCUGCCCCAGGGCGUCUUCAUCGAGGCCGUCCUGACGGCCGAGCUCGUCUUCACCAUCUUCAUGCUCGCAAAGGAGAAGCACAAGGCCAACUACAUGGCCCCCAUCGGCAUCGGGCUCGCCCUCUUCAUCGCCGAGAUGGCGGGCGUGCCCUACACGGGCGGCUCGCUCAACCCCGCCCGCAGCUUCGGGCCCUGCGUCGUCACCGGCGUCUUUGAGUCUGAGCACUGGGUCUACUGGCUCGGUCCGGCCAUCGGCGCAGUCAUCGCCGUGGUCUUUUACCAGUUUAUCAAGAUUCUCGAAUACGAGAUGGCGAACCCGGGAGCUGAUGGGGAUCAGGAAAACGAUCCGACCAAGAACCCGGUCAAGAGGGCUGAGCUCAUGAUGAACCGCAAGUUCGCAAAGAGUGAGAUAUGACCCGACUCGAGGUCUCUGCCUCCCCCUGUUUCCCGCAUAUUUUGUCCUAUUUCCUUCACUGCUGGAUACAUUUCCUGUCAUUUCCUUCUUUCGUUAUAUCUCCCUUUCCCCUUUUG